AUGAAGUUCACCGUGCCAAAAAACACACUGGAUCCCGUCAAGUUGUCCCAGACCUUGCAAGAUGCGAUCACCGAGGAAGCCGAUACGGUCGUGCGCGAAACCGUUGCUGCGAGCAAGUUUUUCGUCUCCAAUUUGGCAUCCAAGCUCGACCCCACGCACUGGAAACUCGUUCGUACAAAAGACGGUGUGCAAGUGUUUCGCCAACGACAAAAAGCCAUUGACCACCAGGCUCCCGAUGUCUUCAGCUCGCCUUUGAUCCAAAGCUCAUUGGGGUCGCACCGUCACGCCAUGUCACGGUAUUGUUCAAGGGACAGCAAAAGCAGCUCGACGCAAGACCUUUCGGGUUCACAAGCAUUUACUUUUACGCCAUCUGGUAUUGCGGAAGACAGUGUCAUGGAAAAGAUGAGACCACCGGAAAUUGCUCUGAUGGCCCUCCAAGGCACCAUUGAUGGGUCACUGGACGACUGCAUGUUUGGGGUCAUUACUGCGAACGAUGCAGAGUGGAGGCUGCGGAGCUCCCACAUUAACGAACGGUUUAAUAAUACCUGGGUCCUUGCAACCAUCAAGGAACCGACCAUUCAAAACCCGUGCCAAUUUCUUGGCGUCAAAUGGUUCACGAAGAAACUCCCUGCUGUCCUUUCGGGUGUCAUGCAGGAACGAGAUUUUCUCGUUAUCGAAUCCGUUGGCUUCACGCGCGACUCGGGAGGCGAGCGAGUUGGCUAUAUCAUUCUCCACUCGGUGACACUACGAGAUAUCCCGGAAUUCACCCAUUUAGGCAUGGUUCGUGGUAGCAUGAGCUUCUGCCACAUCUUCCGUCAAAGUGGACCUGGAAAAGUAGACAUUUUCAGCCGAGGCUUCUUUGACUCUCGUGGUGACAUGCCGGGUCGUCUAUCGGUUGCAAUUGCCGCAGAGGCGGCCAUUUGCUGUACUAAUUUGGUGGAGCUUGCUUACAUGAAGAAGCUCCGGUGGCUUAUGAGCAAAUUAGGCAAACAGAACCAGCGUCAAGGAGAGAGUCGACCCUGUCGGUGUGAAGCAUGCGGAAACAGUUUUUCCAAGUUGUUGCUGAGUUCAACUGGAUCGGGUGUGAACUGUCAGAUAUGCUACAAUGUUGUCUGUGCCAAGUGUACUGUGGCCAAGAAGAUCAUCAUGGACGUCUUAGUCUCUGGUGCAGUCGAAGAGGGAACGUUCCACUUCUGUCUCAAGUGCUUCAUGACCGCAAAACAACGGUCUGGCUGGGAUAUGGUAACGAGUGACUUAACGCAUCUGUCGAAGCAUCCGACUCAAUCAGCUUCGACCUCAGUCUUGGAAACCUCGAGCACCUCAGAAAGCGUUGCACACGCGUAA
Messenger RNA from Peronospora matthiolae, 1344 nucleotides. The record is from the annotation of a GenBank genome assembly. Lineage: Eukaryota; Oomycota; Peronosporomycetes; Peronosporales; Peronosporaceae.